This is a messenger RNA of Temnothorax curvispinosus, 801 nucleotides long. RefSeq lists its product as uncharacterized. The record is from RefSeq and is a predicted model, not a curated record. Bases 1 to 801 code for a protein of 266 amino acids. Lineage: Eukaryota; Metazoa; Arthropoda; Insecta; Hymenoptera; Formicidae. The transcript has a single exon.
AUGUACAUUUAUCCUAUUUUUUGCCCAAACUUUCCUAAUCCUUCUCUAGGCCAUUGGACCUUAAGAGGUCGCAAAGAUCCCGACAAUGUUAUCACUGAUUUAAACAGUUGUCUCUUUUCGGUGAUCGGCUUUCAAAUUGGGCAGGAUCCAUUAAAACUUCGUAAAUGGACGGUGCUACAACUGAAAAACAACUUUCAGAAUUUGGCCAAAUGGAUAAACAAGGUCAAGUUGGAGAGAAACGACAAGAUGAUCUUGAUGAUUGGCGGGGCUCGAUACAGAGGUACAGAGCCUGCCCAUGCUAAAGCGAUCCUGGACAGAUCAGAAAACAGAGAAAGUAAUUACUACAAAAAAGGUUAUCCGGUUAAAGGUCAUGCUAGAGGACACUCCAUGAAGAUCUAUUCAGAGGAUGAUCCUUAUCAAACAGUCGAGCAAUAUGCUAGACAGUAUUCUAAAGACAAAGCUGGUUUCCUAUCACGAGCUGAUCAAGACUUUGUCGCUGAUUUGGCAUUGCGAACAGAAGAAGCUCAAUUAGCUAUGCGCAGGCUCAAUGAUAGAAUAAAUCCAACUCCUAUAGAAGAAAUACGUAUAUCGGCUAACGCUUUAAGGAAUAUAUGCAGUGAGAGACCCUUGCCCCAAAUAAAAGUGUGGGAUAAAAACGGAAAUGAAUAUCCGCGCAGUUUACAAGAUUUAGAAACGGUGAAAUUAGUAAUAACUCAUCAACAUAACAUGUCAGAUAUGACUGAUGAGGAUGUCUUCGUUAUUACUUUUUAUCCUGUUGUUAACGCUAGAUAUCGAUACUAG